Cyphellophora attinorum is the source of this 1050-nucleotide messenger RNA. RefSeq lists its product as uncharacterized. The record is from RefSeq and is a predicted model, not a curated record. The transcript is spliced from 3 exons. Lineage: Eukaryota; Fungi; Ascomycota; Eurotiomycetes; Chaetothyriales; Cyphellophoraceae. Bases 1 to 1050 code for a protein of 349 amino acids.
AUGUAUCGCACAAAUGUAGCGCGCUCUCUUCAGGGCCUGCGUGCUCAAGCUCCAAGAACGACCCAAUCCUCGACGAUCCUCCGUGCAGCCCUCCGAACCUCUGCAAAGCCUGCUAUCCGACCCAGCACAUUGGCUCUCGCGCUCAGAAAACCUGUCUCGAAGUCGCUGGUUCGCUAUGAAACAACAUACCAGAAAGCGAGUUUCCCGAAAAGUCGAGACAACAAAGCGGAGGAAGCCUAUGGUCAGGAAAUGGUGGUAGCACAUCCAUCACUCGUCUCUUCAACUUCGUCGGUACAUCCUGCAGUCUCCGGCGAGGUCGGUGGAACUCCUCACGAAGAAGAGAUCGAUAUGACUGCCUCAAUACGCAGUGACUUUAAAACAAUUGUUGACACUUUCAGCUUGAAGGACGUGCCCCGGGAAGCCCUGGCUGUCGGUCUUGCCGGCGUUAUUCCAUAUCUAGCGACAUCCCUAUCCACAGUCUACCUUGCAUUCGACAUCCAGUACGCGGCGUCCCACGGUCAGGGCCUGAUCCUUUCCGGUGAGGUUGCUGAGCAGCUCCUGCACAUUAUUGAGCCAAUUCAACUGGGCUACGGUGCUUCUAUCAUUUCUUUCCUCGGAGCCAUUCAUUGGGGUCUUGAAUGGGCUGGCUAUGGCGGUCAUCAGGGCUACCCACGAUACUCUAUGGGUAUUGUUGCAACAGCUGUCGCGUGGCCGACCCUCCUCCUACCGGCUGAGGUUGGUCUGAUUGCUCAGUUUCUGGCUUUUACCUUCCUCUACUACAACGAUGCCAGAGCUGCAAGUCGUGGCUGGGCACCAUCGUGGUAUGCCACGUACCGCUUCGUGCUUACUUUCAUCGUGGGCGCAAGUAUCGUAGCAUCGCUCAUCGGCCGUGGUCAGAUCGCUGAUCUCAUUACCCGACCUCCUGGUCCCGCAGAUCGCAUGCGAGCGCUAAGAGAACAGCAGCUGGAGCAACUUGAUGCUGAUGAUGCUGAAGGCAAGGCUCGUGCAGAAGCUGCAGGCGAAGACGAGGAUGGAGAUGACGACGAGUAG